AUGAGAACUGCUCGAAGUUGUGGCUACAGGGUUGCAGCGGCGCUGUUAGAAGUCGUUCAACAGAGCGCCUGGACCCAACAUGUCGCUGCACCCACCAGAUACCGCGCAGGCCAACUACCAUCCCUCUUGGAUUUGGUCAUCACCAACGAAAGACACUUCGUUGAUCAGGUAACAAUUAACGCUCCACUGGGGCAUAGCGACCACUGCCAACUACCAUCUCUCCCGGAUUUGGUCAUCACCAGCGAAAGACACUUCAUUGAUCAGGUGAUAAUUGGCGCUCCACUGGGAAAUAGCGGCCACUGUGCGCUGACCUUUGAUUGCCUCUGCUAUUGUGUCAGAAGUCCGGAACUCCAAAUGUCGUUUCGAAUCUUCUGCAGUGCGAACUUCUCAGGAAUGCACACCUUUCUUGAACAAGUUAGACUGGGACCAGAAUUAGUGGGAGACUUAUGGAGGACCAUUGUUCAGGAAGUUCACGAGGCUGGCGCAAAAAAUGGCACGCAGUCAGAGGGGUCGCAGGUCCCAAAUAUUGUCCAAGAGUUGACUAAAGAAACACAGAAGAUCAGCUGGCAUUUCUUAAAGUGCGGAACCGCUGUAAAUAGGAAAUCCGCUGUUUGUGCAUCAGAAAACAAGCCACGUUUACAAAUUUCGCCCAGUAAAAAAUAA
Molecule: messenger RNA, 663 nt
Organism: Opisthorchis viverrini
Lineage: Eukaryota; Metazoa; Platyhelminthes; Trematoda; Opisthorchiida; Opisthorchiidae
Exons: 3
Coding region: 1-663 (220 amino acids)
Source: RefSeq, a predicted model, not a curated record